Messenger RNA from Pyrenophora tritici-repentis Pt-1C-BFP, 1041 nucleotides. The record is from RefSeq and is a predicted model, not a curated record. NCBI's taxonomy places the organism in Eukaryota, Fungi, Ascomycota, Dothideomycetes, Pleosporales, Pleosporaceae.
AUGUUGUUCGUAGAAUGCAUGGGAACACCGUACCAAAUCGGCCACCACCACGGCACUUCCGCCUCUCUACAGAUCCACCGCACAAUCGAAUUCUACGCCUGUCUCUUUUUGAAAAACUGUAAAAAGCGUUGGCCUGAAGUCCUCGAGCACGCUGCUGUAUUUGAGCAAACCGCAAGAGAGAAAUGGCCCAGGUAUCAUGAAGAGAUGAGAGGCGUCGCCGAUGGUGCGGGAGUGGGGUUAUUAGAUAUUGUAGCGGUGAAUGUGAGGACUGAGAUAAAUUUCGGUUUAGGUCUCGAUGGGGAGGGGGAUGCAAUGGGCUGGACGACGAGUGAGAGGAUGUGGUUGGGUCAGAAUUGGGAUUGGAUGCCCGACCAACAACAAAACCUCGUCAUAACAAAGAUAACGCAAGAGGAUAAACCCACUAUCCUCCAAGUUACAGAAGCAGGCAUCAUCGGAAAAAUCGGUUUCAACAGCGCAGGUGUCGGUACCCUCUUCAACGCCAUUAAAGUCAUCGGUGUAGACCCCACGCGCAUGCCCGCGCACUUUGGUUUACGCAUGGCGUUGGAAAGCAGCUCCGUGGAAGACGCAGUACGGCAGUUGGAGGAAUUCGGUAUGGCGUCUUCGGCGCAUAUACUGCUGGGUGAUAGAACCACGUGUUUGGGGCUGGAAUUUACAAAAAGUACGUUUGCUCAUGUGCGGCCGGAUAAGAGAGGGAGGGUGAUAUAUACGAAUCAUCUCUUGGGUGAACACCCGGGAGAAACGGAAACGGAUACGGUGUGGUUGAAAGAUUCGUUGACGCGGAUGGAGACUAUGGGUGAGAAUGUGGGGAAAUUGGAUGCAAAGGAGGAACCUAGUUGGGAGGAGAUAAGUGUGUUGUUUGAGGAUGAGCAGAAUACGCCGUUUUCGAUUAAUAGGAUUGCAACGGAGGAGAGCGAGAGUGAGACACUGUUCAGUAUCGUCAUGGAUUUGAAGAGUAAGAAGGCUGUUCUGCGAAUGGGGAGGCCGACAGAGGUGGAGGAAAGUAUAAACUUGGAGUUGUGA